Babjeviella inositovora NRRL Y-12698 is the source of this 1561-nucleotide messenger RNA. It is a transcript of the gene CDC12, whose product is annotated as septin. Gene Ontology annotation, cellular component: septin ring; cytosol; septin complex. Gene Ontology annotation, molecular function: GTP binding; GTPase activity; molecular adaptor activity. Lineage: Eukaryota; Fungi; Ascomycota; Pichiomycetes; Serinales. The record is from RefSeq and is a predicted model, not a curated record. The transcript has 2 exons. The coding region runs from base 1 to 1125 and encodes 374 amino acids. Gene Ontology annotation, biological process: cytoskeleton-dependent cytokinesis.
AUGACCGUCGACCAAGUGGGCAUUGCAAACUUGCCAAACCAAAGAUUCAAAAUCGUCUCCAAGGAAGGCGCCACCUUCACGCUCAUGGUGGCUGGGGAAUCCGGGCUCGGAAAGUCCACCUUUGUCAACACGCUCUUCCAGUCCACGCUCAAAACGCCUGUGGACAACAAGGCCAGAUACAAGAGGGGUAUCCACGCGACGGUGGAGAUCGAGGUGACCCGCGCGGAGCUCGAAGAACGCAAUUUCAAGAUUAGAUUGAACAUCAUCGACACCCCCGGGUUCGGUGACAACGUUAACAACAAGGACUCGUGGCAGCCAAUUGUCGAUUUCAUCGACGACCAGCACGACUCUAUGAUGAAACAGGAGCAGCAGCCGGCCAGAGGCGACAAAAAGGACUUGCGCGUGCACGCUUGUCUCUACUUCAUCAGACCUACCGGCCACUCGCUUAAACCGCUCGACAUCGAGGUGAUGAAAAAGUUGGGCACCAGAUGCAAUUUGAUUCCGAUUAUCGCUAAGGCCGAUACCUUGGCCCAGAAGGAGAUGAACGAGUUCAAAAGCCGCAUCAGACAAGUGAUUGAAGCUCAGGACAUCCGCAUCUACACCCCGCCAAUCGAGCUCGACGACCAGGCCUCAUCCGACCACGCUAAGUCGUUGAUUGAGAGCAUGCCGUUCAGCGUCAUUGGCUCAGGCGAAGAUGAGAUCGAAGUCGCACCAGGCCAGUUUGUGAAAGGAAGACAGUACCCGUGGGGAAUUGCGGAGGUGGAGAACGAGGACCAUUGCGACUUCAAGAAGUUGCGUUCGUUGUUGUUGAGGACAAACAUGUUGGAUCUCAUCUUGUCUACGCAGGAGUUGCACUACGAGAGCUACAGAACGUUGAAGUUGGAGUCAGCGGAGACCGGCUCCAAGAGAAGCAGAAGAUUGCACAACCCAAAAUUCAAGGAGGAAGAGGAGGCGUUAAAAAAGUACUUUACGGAGCAGGUCAAGGCUGAGGAACUGAGAUUCAAGCAAUGGGAGCAGAACAUUGUGACCGAGAGACACCGGUUAAACAAGGAUUUGGAAGAGGUCCAGGCGACGAUCAAGGAUUUGGAGGAGCAGGUGAAGAGAAUCCAGUUAGGAAAGAAAUAGAUGGGGUAACUGAAGAAGUCUGACGGUAACUGAAGGCAUCCCUCGAUGGUAAUCGAAGGUCUAAUUUUAUCUUUACCAUGGCUAUUCCUUUUUCUUGAUCAUUCCGAAAAUUUAGACCUUCCUUUCCCUUUGUAUUUUUUUUUCUCGCCACUUACUUUAUUUCCACCCUUUCUUCCCUCUUUAUGUUCUUAUUUUAUCUGAGACCAAACUGUGUUUAUUGGUGUUUUUAUCUUUGUUUUCAGUCUAUCAUUAUUUGUGUCCUAAGUGUAGAAGAAUUACUCCCUCUACCCGGAUGAUAGUCAGAAAUUUCAAGGCAUUCUAUGCUGUACCAUAGUCGGUCGUUCAUCGAAGGUAAUAGCCCCGAAAGUUUCUUCAGAAAGGGACAUUAAUCCUGGGUUCAUGUAGACAUAGUUCAGUAUAACGUGGUAUUCAUCCG